Messenger RNA from Labeo rohita (rohu), 3079 nucleotides. RefSeq names its product cyclin-dependent kinase-like 1. Gene Ontology annotation, cellular component: nucleus. Gene Ontology annotation, molecular function: cyclin-dependent protein serine/threonine kinase activity; ATP binding. The transcript has 11 exons. NCBI's taxonomy places the organism in Eukaryota, Metazoa, Chordata, Actinopteri, Cypriniformes, Cyprinidae. Bases 802 to 1851 code for a protein of 349 amino acids. The record is from RefSeq and is a predicted model, not a curated record. Gene Ontology annotation, biological process: protein phosphorylation.
ACCCCCUGGCGUCCCACUUGAGGGUGAACCUUGAACUCUAUUUGGAAAACUUCAAUAUAAAAGAGAAAUAAAUGUAAAUAAUUGUAAUGUAACGUUAGCCUAUAUAUUAUAGAGACCGAUUCAGCGCACACAGAUACUAUAUGAUCCUCACAGAGGUGGAAGGUUGUGUCACAAUGCUCAGCGAUCACUUACACCAUCUCGGAGCCCGACCCGCCUGCCUUGCGCGGUGAGGAUCCGUUCAGGUGCUGCCAGGACUUCUCUUUUAUUUCUUCACGCCGUCUGCGCGUAAGAACUCUUCUAAAAGGACUCGCUGAUGUGAAUAAAUCGACGAAUAUCCAGUGACGUUUCCAUAUAACUUACCGUUCUACCGGAAUGACGGCUUAUGGUUACUAGGAUGCAGCUUUCUGAAAGACAAUGCCUCAGGAAAGUGAAGGCACUGAACUAAAAGAACUGCGUGUUUGGAGCUCAUGAGGAACAUUUACGACUCUAAUAAACAUUGAAACGAUGUUCACAGCAAAAGAGCAAGCACUGUUACUCUUUAACAUAGAGGAGAUGAGAAGAGUUUUGGAAUUGUAAUUGACACGAGUCAUUCCUCAGCCUGUCAGAGCUCACCACUCUGUGCCCUAGAGCAGUCUCCGCCCACCGCGCAUCAGAUUUGUUGGAAGUCGCGAGUCCGACCAAUCAACUCCAAGGCUGAAGGAAGUGAAGACACAGACAGAACGCGCUUGCUGGAGCUGCGUGCAGCAUGCGGCAGUAAUCACUUGUCUCUCAAAGUAUGUAACUCUUCAUGCUCUCUAUGAGAUGGAUAAGUAUGAGAAACUGGCUAAGAUCGGUGAGGGCUCAUACGGAGUGGUGUUCAAAUGCAGACACAGGGACACCGGUCAGAUAGUGGCCAUUAAAAAAUUUGUUGAGUCUGAAGAUGACCCGGUCAUCAAGAAGAUCGCACUGAGAGAAAUCCGCAUGCUGAAGCAGCUGAAGCAUGUGAAUCUGGUAAACUUGCUUGAGGUCUUCAGGAGAAAGAGACGCCUUCAUCUGGUCUUUGAGUUCUGUGAGCAAACUGUUCUCAAUGAACUGGACAAACACCCCAGAGGGGUUCCUGAGGCACAACUCAAGAGUAUUGUGUGGCAAACUCUACAGGCCGUGAACUUCUGUCACAAACACAAUUGUAUCCACCGGGACGUCAAACCAGAGAACAUUCUUCUGACCAAGACCGGUGUGAUCAAACUAUGUGAUUUUGGCUUUGCUCGCAUCCUCACUGGACCAGGUGAUGAUUAUACUGAUUAUGUGGCAACACGAUGGUACCGGGCCCCAGAGCUGCUGGUCGGAGAUACUCAGUAUGGUCCCCCAGUGGAUGUCUGGGCCCUCGGUUGUGUCUUUGCCGAGCUGCUGUCUGGAAAUCCUCUUUGGCCGGGACGUUCUGACGUGGAUCAGUUGCACCUCAUACGACAAACACUAGGUGACUUGAUCCCACGGCAUCAGCAGGUGUUUCGCUCCAAUGUUUUCUUUAGUGGAGUCAGCAUUCCUGAGCCUGAUACCAUGGAGCCGCUAGAGAAGAGGUUCCAUGGUGUUUCUCCUCAUGCUAUUACUGUGAUGAAGUCCUGCCUAGUAAUGGAUCCAUCUGGCAGGUUGUCAUGUGAAGAGAUUUUAGAGCUGCCAUACUUCCAGGAGGAUGGUGGAACAGGAUGGGGCAAAGAAACUGAUCGUCCCCAAAGACGCUAUGAGAAAGGCACAAGACGGAGAGCUCCUGCGCCUCAAUACUUUCCCCAGCUGACCAAUAGUAACAUCUCACCAGCACCUGAAAUGAAGAAUAAACAGAGACACAAACACGACCAUCACCUACCCAACAUCUGACCUUGAGACUGGUAAAAAUGUGUGUGGUAGGGCAAACAUGUUUUCUGUGGAAUAAGUUGAUGCAUUUAUUGCAAACAACAGAGGAUAGCGGAAAUGCUUUUAGACAGAAGGACUAACACUGUAAUAUUAGUAAUAUUACUGAAUUGUAGUGAUUUUAACACAAUGUAUUCAAACUAUUAAAGUUGAUAGAUAGUCCUUGAAUCUGAUAUUCUGCAUAUACAGUGGCCACAAAAGUAUUUUGACACUAAAACCACACAAAAAUGAUCUAUUAGCAGUGGCAUUUAGAUGUUAAGUAUGAUUUGAGUGUCUAAAUGUAUUUUUGCAGCCACUGUAUGCAGGCAGGAGUUGAAAGGAAAAAUUAGGCACACAUUGGACAGAAAGAGUUACGAUAAACUUGACAGUAUGAUUGAAUAACUGUCUGUGUGCUUUGGUGUAAGAUCGUAUCAGUUCUGUGUGCCAUUAAGAAAAUAAUAAAUCUGCACUGUUUUAGUGUUAUGGAUAAAUACAUGUUUUUGUUUGUUUGUUUGUUUUUCUUGUCAAUAUCCUGUUGAUUUUCCUUCUAGAAAAUGACAAUUUUCUUAACAAACUGUAAAAGGGAGGUGACAACAGUCUUUAUGUCUUUUGUUGUUGAUAUCAAGCAUUAGUGUAUUCCAUCAAAUUUAGUAUUUGGUGUAAAUUUUACUAUUAUGCUAUUAAGCUAUUAUGGACAUUAAUAGGUUAUAGGCAUACUGUAUGGUAGGCCUUCAUAUUCAAAUACUCACUAAGCAAGUUAAAAGUAAAUAUGACUUACAAUACAUUUUAAUAUGCAUCAGUGGUUGAUUAAUUUUUUAAUUAUAAUUCGAGUUGCAUCUUUGUUUACUUAUGUAUAAUGCAAUUUUGUUAGCACAAGUUCAGAACCACUGACUACGCUGACACUUUAAGGACAAUUCUCAGAUUCUUAGCUUACAGUAAUGCACAAUUCAAAUAGAAGUUUUUGAGUACUUAAAAUAUUCACAGAUGUAAAUAAUUUAAGCAUGAAAAGAUGUGACACAAAGGAAAACAAGGCUGUUUCAGCUCUUUCAGUGGGUCAUAUAUGCAUACAGGUUUCCAGUCAUUGAUAUUCCGGAUGAGACAGUGAUCCGUAGCCCUCCUGACACUUGGCUUGACUGAUCGUCUCCAGCUCUUUUAUCAGAUUACCGGCUUGAGUGACGUAUGGUCCACUAAGUACUGGCACUACACUGACCUAAAC